AAUGAGUGUCUCACAUUUUGCUCAAUGUAUCUGGGUGGGAUUGAAACUGUAUUUAAUCGAGAGAAACGAAAUGUCGAUGUUAGUGUGCAUGAGUCGGGGUUAGAGGUCUUCGCGCAAAAUGUUCGUCCUUUUGGGCUAAUUACAAGGGUUUCUAACGUGUCUCAAAAAGAACGUGAAAUGGCUCAUUGGUUUGUCUUGAAUAAUAGCCUCGAGCUUGACCAUUAUCUAGAGCAACACAAGAAUCUUUUAGAAAAUGAAGGUGUACGUGACAUCACAAAUAGACAGAAAAAGGAAUUCCCCAAGUGGUUCAAAGAACAUGUAAGAUAUAAUCCCAAACUUUAUUCAGCUACACUUAUAUGAAUACUAACAUAAUGAUUGAAAUUGAUGUCGUUAUGUAGAUGAACCAAUUACGAGCUCAAGGAUUACCAGAAGCAACUGAUGAUUUGUGGUCGUUAGCAAAUGGUCCUAGUGUGAAUGUUAACUUGUAUUCAGCUUGCAUUUCCAAUGGUGUUCGAUUUCAUAGUAAGGAUCAUGAUAGCAGUCAUAAAUGCCAAAAUAGUGGGUUAGUUGUGGAAGGGGAGCAUGAGAGACAAACAAUUAACUUUUAUGGGUACUUGAAUAGAGUGUUGGAGACGCAUUACAUGCUUGGACAUCGAGUUGUUUUAUUCCAAUGCGAAUGGUUCAAUACUGGUAGCAGUAGAACAUUACAUACCGAUACACAUUGCACAAGUAUUGAUGUUAGAAGUCGAUGGUAUAAAGAUGAUCCAUUUGUCUUACCAAGUCAUGUGAAACAAGUUUUCUACGUUGAUGAUACAAAGUUAGGCGGACAUUGGAAAGUCGUAGAAAGACUACAACAUCGAGGAAUAUGGGAUGUACCAGAACAAGAUGGCUUUGAACCUGACAAUGUAUUGCAACAAAAUGAAACAACUGAUGCUGUCCCAGUGAGCGUUGAAGACCCCGUGACAAUCUCACUUCAUAUGAAUGACAUUGAUCCUCAAAUUAUCCCAAGUGAGGUGGUUUUACAAUCAGUUAAUCGAGCACACAACAAUGGUGUUGAUGAGGAAGAAGGGUGCGAUAAUGAAGAUGAUUACUACGAGCAUUGACUAUCCAAGAAGAUGAGCUACAUAAUCAUUUUGA
Molecule: messenger RNA, 1137 nt
Organism: Camellia sinensis
Lineage: Eukaryota; Viridiplantae; Streptophyta; Magnoliopsida; Ericales; Theaceae
Source: RefSeq, a predicted model, not a curated record